Molecule: messenger RNA, 1608 nt
Organism: Rhinocladiella mackenziei CBS 650.93
Lineage: Eukaryota; Fungi; Ascomycota; Eurotiomycetes; Chaetothyriales; Herpotrichiellaceae
Exons: 3
Coding region: 1-1608 (535 amino acids)
Biological process (GO): amino acid transmembrane transport
Cellular component (GO): membrane
Molecular function (GO): L-amino acid transmembrane transporter activity
Source: RefSeq, a predicted model, not a curated record
AUGCAUGACCUCGAAACCUCUCCCUUACUGUCACCCCGGACAUCUCACGAAUCUUCUCCAUCUGUCGAGAGGGAAGACCUGCAAUCGGCAAACAAUGAGCGAAAACUCGACAAUGAUGUUCUCCCGGAAACAUCCACCUCUGGAAGAAACAUUGGCUGGGGGAGCGCCUACGUCCUGGUCAUUUCCAGAGUCAUUGGAAGUGGCAUCUUCGCUAUGCCUGGCACAAUCGUGCAGAAUAUCGGAAGCCCUGGGCUGGCUCUAGUGCUUUGGGUUGUUGGAGCUUUUGUUGCAUGGGCUGGGCUUGCAAUCGAUAUGGAGUAUGGAUGUAUGCUUCCUCGGUCUGGAGGCGUCAAAGUCUACCUCGAAUAUACCUACCGCAAGCCCCGGUUCCUUGCUUCCACGUUGGUGGCAGUUCAGGCGGUGUUGCUGGGGUUCACCGCCAGCAAUUGUAUUGUUUUCGCAAAAUAUACCCUUUUCGUCGUGGACGUUAAUCCAGGAGACCUGAAUACCAAGCUGCUGGCGAUCGGACUUCUUACAUGGAUUACCAUUGUGCAUGGCUGCUUCUACCGGACUGGCAUUUGGAUUCAGAACCUCCUGGGCUGGGUCAAGAUUGGACUGAUUGUGUUUAUGAUUCUGACUGGUUUAUUUGUGGUCAUAUUAAGACCUCAGGCAUCAUCCAAUCUCGCCGGAGGCCUUUCUGCCACCGCGUGGGACGGUCUCUGGAUGGGUUCCGACUGGUCUUGGAAUAACCUGUCGACAGCGUUCUUCAAGAUUCUCUACUCCUACGCAGGAUUGAGCAAUGUCAACAAUGUCCUCAAUGAGGUCAAGAAUCCCGUCCGAACGCUCCGAUCAGUUGGCCCAGUUGCUCUCCUAACGGCUUGUUUCAUGUACGUUCUGGUGAACGUGGCAUAUCUGGCUGUGGUCCCACUGGAGGAAGUCAAGCGUAGUCGAGAACUUAUUGCCGCUCUCUUCUUUGAGAAGGUUUUUGGUUCGGGGUUUGGGAAUAAAUUUCUCCCCAUUGCGAUUGCACUGAGCGCGGCAGGGAACGUCAUGGUCGUCACCUUCAGUGUGGCUCGAGUCAACCAAGAAGUCGCCAGACAAGGGUUUCUUCCGUUUGCCGAACUUCUGGCCUCUUCCAAACCCUUCAAUUCACCACUGGGUGGGCUCAUCGUUCACUUUGUGCCUUCCGUGCUGGUCAUUGCGCUGCCACCCUCCGCGACUGUCUACUCUUUUAUUGCAGACGUGGAAGGGUAUGCCGGACAGUAUUUCGCCCUCGCCGUGGGUGCAGGCCUGAUCAUCCUCCGACUUCGAAACCCGGACCUGCGUCGACCCUUCCGAGCAUGGUUACCGGCUGUUUGGCUGAGGAUUGCAUUGUGUCUCUCGUUGAUUGCGGCGCCCCUAUUUCCACCUAAAAAGGGGUCAUCCGAUGUCAAUUUUUUCUAUGCGACCUACGCGCUUGUGGGAAUUGCUAUUGUCAUAUUUGGUGUGGUAUAUUGGUAUCUGUGGACUAUUGCUUUGCCGCGUUAUAGAGGCUACAGACUCGAGGAGGAAGCCGAUAUCCUCGGCGACGGGACCACAAUCACCAAGUUGGUCCGCAAGGAAAUAUAA